CGGGGAUUGGUGGAUUUUCACGGGUGGCUGCGUGACGUACCUCCCGGAACUUGUGGACGCACGUGCCGUGAGUCCUACGGACGGGGCCGGGGUUCCGGGAUUUGGAGAGUGGGCUUGCUGCGUUUGGUGGGAGUGAGCGCCGCACGGCAGCAACAUGCCUCACAGAAAGAAAAAACCCUUUAUAGAGAAGAAGAAAGCUGUGUCUUUUCACUUGGUCCACCGGAGCCAGCGAGAUCCUUUAGCAGCAGAUGAAACUGCACCCCAGAGGGUUCUGUUGCCCACACAUAAAAUAAAUGAUGAAGAAAGACGAGCAGAACAGAGGAAGUAUGGAGUGUUUUUUGAUGAUGACUAUGACUACCUGCAGCACCUGAAAGAAACAUCAGGGCCCUCGGAGCUUAUCCCCACCCACACCUCCAGUGCAUACAGCAGUAGAGAUGAGAAGGAAGAAUCUUCAGUAACUCCUAGCACUGGAAUUAAGUUGCCUUCAUCAGUGUUUGCAUCAGAGUUUGAGGAAGAUGUUGGAUUGUUAAAUAAAGCAGCUCCAGUUUCAGGCCCUCGACUAGAUUUUGAUCCUGACAUUGUUGCUGCUCUUGAUGAUGAUUUUGACUUUGAUGAUCCAGAGAACAUGCUUGAAGAUGACUUUAUUCUUCAGGCCAAUAGGCCAACAGAAAAGGAAGAAGGGAUGGAUAUUCCGAAAUCUGAGGGUGAAGACAGCAGUGAGUGGGAAGAUGAGGACGAGACAGGGAGUGGCAGUGACUCUGCAGGUGACCACAACUCUGCAGGCCCAUUGUCAGAUGAAGAUGUGCCAUCCUUCUUUGGAGAUGCUCACAGGCCCAUAGAAAAGCAUUUGUUCUGGGAGGAGGAAACAAAAAGUCGCUUCACAGAGUAUUCUAUGACUUCCUCAGUCAUGAGGAGAAAUGAGCAGCUGACCCUACAUGACGAGAGAUUUGAGAAGUUUUAUGAACAAUAUGAUGAUGAUGAAAUUGGAGCUCUGGAUAAUGCUGAAUUGGAAGGUUCCAUUCAAGUAGACAGCAAUCGCUUACAAGAAGUUUUGAAUGACUACUAUAAAGAGAAGGCUGAGAAUUGUAUAAAAUUGAAUACUCUUGAACCUUUUGAGGAUCAAGACCUGCCAGUGGAUGAGCUUGAAGAAUCUGAAGAGAUGAUUACUGUAGUUCUUGAAGAAACCAAAGAGAAGUGGGAUUGCGAAUCCAUUUGCAGUACAUACUCCAAUUUAUACAACCAUCCACAGCUUAUCAAAUACCAACCAAAGCCCAAACAAAUCCACUUAUCUUCUAAAACAGGAAUACCUCUCAAUGUCUUACCUAAGAAAGGACUCACAGCAAAGCAAGUCGAACGAAUGCAGAUGAUUAAUGGCAGUGAUCUGCCCCGGGUAUCAACUCAGCCACGUUCAAAACAUGAAAGCAAAGAGGGGAAGAGAGCAAGAAAGCAAGCUAUAAAAGAGGAGCGCAAGGAACGAAGAAUGGAGAAGAAAGCUAACAAAUUAGCGUUCAAGCUGGAGAAGAGAAGACAGGAAAAGGAGCUGCUGAACUUGAAGAAGAACGUGGAAGGUCUGAAGCUGUAGGUGGUGGGAUGCUGAGGAGGAGGCGUGUUCCCAUCAGGGGCUCCACGUGUGCGCACUAAGCAGCCAGGUCUUCAGGGGCCACUGUGUGCGCUGCCAUUUUUAAGGAGCAGAUGGCAGAGAGAGAAAUAGAAUACUUAAGAGUAUUUUGUACCACCAAGUUUUCCUAUCAACUGUCUUGUAAAUAUUGUAACAUUUUAAUUUAAAUUAUAAGCUUAGAUUUGCCCUGAAAUAAAUGACUUCAUAAAUAUGAAA
This is a messenger RNA of Cavia porcellus (domestic guinea pig), 1834 nucleotides long. It is a transcript of the gene Ltv1, whose product is annotated as LTV1 ribosome biogenesis factor. Gene Ontology annotation, biological process: ribosomal small subunit biogenesis; ribosomal small subunit export from nucleus. The transcript has 11 exons. The record is from RefSeq and is a predicted model, not a curated record. Lineage: Eukaryota; Metazoa; Chordata; Mammalia; Rodentia; Caviidae. Gene Ontology annotation, cellular component: preribosome, small subunit precursor; cytosol; nucleus. Bases 155 to 1582 code for a protein of 475 amino acids.